Messenger RNA from Raphanus sativus (radish), 2914 nucleotides. Its product is annotated as cationic amino acid transporter 6, chloroplastic. Gene Ontology annotation, molecular function: amino acid transmembrane transporter activity. Bases 225 to 1973 code for a protein of 582 amino acids. The record is from RefSeq and is a predicted model, not a curated record. Lineage: Eukaryota; Viridiplantae; Streptophyta; Magnoliopsida; Brassicales; Brassicaceae. Gene Ontology annotation, biological process: transmembrane transport; amino acid transport. The transcript has 3 exons. Gene Ontology annotation, cellular component: plasma membrane.
AUUUUGGAAAACACAUUAAAUAAACUGAAAAAGACAAGCAUUAAAAUAGGAAAGUUAGUUAAUUCUCAGUGGCAUGCCAUUGUAAAUAAAACUGAAAAUUAAGGGGUAUUUUUUAUUGGGUACUUCUCUUUUAAUAAGAUAGAUUACAAAAACCAAACUCUUGUCAAAAUCACAAAAAUUCCAAGUCCACCAGACGUGACCCGACACGAAUCUAGCCGGUGAAAAUGGAGGUGACCAGCAGCAGCAAUGGCGGCCACUCUUCUUUCUCCAGCUUCCGCGUCUACCUCACCUCUCUCUCCGCCACGCCUUCCCGCUUAUCCCGCCGCGCUAUCUCCGUCUCCACCUCCUCCGACGAGAUGAGCCGCCUCCGUGCCCUCUCCGGCGAGCAUAUGCGCCGUACUCUCCGGUGGUACGACCUCAUCGGCCUCGGUAUCGGCGGAAUGGUCGGCGCCGGAGUUUUCGUCACCACCGGCCGCGCUAGCCGUCUCUACGCCGGUCCCUCGAUCGUCGUCUCCUACGCCGUCGCCGGCCUCUGCGCCCUCCUCUCCGCCUUCUGCUAUACAGAGUUCGCCGUACACCUCCCCGUCGCCGGAGGCGCCUUCAGCUACAUCCGCGUAACGUUCGGCGAGUUUCCCGCGUUUUUCACCGGGGCGAAUCUCAUAAUGGACUACGUAAUGUCAAACGCCGCCGUUUCGAGGAGCUUCACCGCCUACUUAGGACCAGCUUUCGGCGUCUCGACUUCCAAGUGGAGGUUCGUCGUCACCGCCUUACCAGACGGCUUCAACGAGAUCGAUCCCGUCGCUGUUCUCGUGGUCCUCGCCGUCACCGUCGUCAUCAGCUGCAGCACUAGAGAGAGCUCGAAGGUGAACAUGAUCAUGACUGCGUUUCACAUCGCAUUCAUAGUCUUCGUGAUCGUUAUGGGAUUCUUGAAAGGAGACUCGAAGAAUCUAAUUUUUCCGGCGAAAAAAGAGCAUCCGUCGGGGUUUUUCCCGUUCGGCGCGGCGGGAGUUUUCAACGGAGCCGCAAUGGUGUACUUGAGCUAUAUAGGAUACGACGCCGUUUCGACCUUGGCGGAAGAAGUAGAAAAUCCGGUUAAAGACAUACCGGUCGGUGUUUCCGGUUCGGUCGCCAUCGUCACGGUUCUUUACUGCCUCAUGGCCGUCUCCAUGUCAAUGCUCCUCCCAUACGAUCUGAUAGAUCCGGAGGCGCCGUUUUCCGCAGCGUUCAGAGGAUCUGACGGCUGGGAAUGGGUGACGAAAGUGGUGGGGAUAGGAGCUAGCUUUGGGAUAUUGACAUCACUUUUGGUGGCUAUGUUAGGUCAAGCUCGGUACAUGUGUGUCAUCGGAAGGUCCAGAGUGGUCCCCGUUUGGUUCGCUAAGAUUCAUCCCAACACAUCUACGCCAGUCAACGCCUCCACUUUUCUAGGCAUUUUCACGGCGGCUCUUGCCCUCUUCACUGACCUUAACGUCCUCCUAAAUCUCGUAUCCAUCGGAACCCUAUUCGUCUUCUACAUGGUCGCCAACGCUCUCAUUUUCAGGCGUUACGUCCCUGUAGGACCCACUAAGCCAUGGCCCACACUCUCUUUUCUCACACUAUUCUCUAUAACCUCCCUUGUAUUCACCCUUAUCUGGAAACUUGCGUCACAAGGCAGUCUUAAGGCUUUCAUGCUAGGUGCCAGUGCGGUGGUAGCUAUAGCCAUCGUGCUGAUUUUCCAGUGCGUGGUCCCUCAGGCUAAUAAACCAGAGUUAUGGGGCGUCCCGUUCAUGCCGUGGACCCCGUGCGUUUCGAUUUUCUUGAACAUAUUCUUGCUUGGUUCGUUGGACGCACCGUCGUACGUCCGGUUCGGGUUCUUCUCUGGUUUGAUCGUUCUUGUAUAUCUGUUUUAUGGUGUUCAUGCUACCUCCGACGCAGAAGCGAAUGGGUCUUUUGUUGUGAAAGAUGGUCAAGUCUUGAAAGAACUAACAGAGGUGUGAAAACUGAAAACCUUUUGGUACGAUUCUUUAGAGUUACCUUAUGUAAUUAAACUCUCUAAUUUUUGUAAGGAGGGCAUUUUCAAAUGAUUAAUGAAGUUAAUUAAUUUAAACUUCAGGGAAAAUAGAUCACUACAAAAGCAUGAUACAAUAGUUUUAUAAGACAAUGUUAGUUACCAAGAAAUUUAAAAUGUUUUCAUUUUCUUAAGUUUAGUUUUAAAAUAUUUUAGUUUUAAAAUAUUUUAUUUCUGCAGUUUCUAAUCAUUUCUUGAAUAUUCAAACCAGUCCAACUAUUUGUUUACCGAACACUUCCAAUAAUUACGUGAGCAAUUUGGGUAAUAUAAUAUACAUAAUAACAUUUAUAUACUUAGAAGUGGGUGACGUUAUCCCGAAUCUAAAAUAAGUGUGUUUAAGUGGGAAACGACGCUACACACCUGCUUAUACAUAUUCUCACGGUCGGUUCUCUCUUGGUGUCUGAAUUCCUCAUAGGGUCCAUUUAAGAUUAGAAUAGCCUCUUUUUCACGAUCUUCAUCUUAGAAUGAAAUUCAUUUGCCAUAUAAUAUUAUAAUGGAUAUAUUUUCAGAAAAUAUGAUGCGAAUAAGAAGAUCUGAUUCUAUUGGCAACUCAUAGAUUUGAUGUCUUUCUUCACUACAGGCGUCAGUUCAAUUCCAUUAUCAAAAAGUUUGAUUCAAAUCCAAGUGUCAAAUGUCUUCUUUUGAAUUUUUCGUUGUCUUAAUCGUAAACCUUAAUGUUGGAUUCUACAUAGGAUUACCAUUAUCUUGAUCCGUUGAGGAUAGCAAUGACAACACAUUGAGGGCCAUAAAAAAGAGUUUAAAGAUGGUUUGGAUUUAGAAUAAGAGUAUCAUAGUGUUCGAACCAAAACAAAAUUUAUGUACAAUUUAAAGUUAGACUGUGCGAGUUUUUUUAAUACUAAAAUAUUUUAG